Daldinia childiae is the source of this 786-nucleotide messenger RNA. RefSeq names its product ER membrane protein complex subunit 3. Gene Ontology annotation, biological process: protein folding in endoplasmic reticulum. Gene Ontology annotation, cellular component: EMC complex; membrane. Bases 1 to 786 code for a protein of 261 amino acids. The record is from RefSeq and is a predicted model, not a curated record. Lineage: Eukaryota; Fungi; Ascomycota; Sordariomycetes; Xylariales; Hypoxylaceae. The transcript has 4 exons.
AUGGCUCAAUUACCACCACAGACGAUCCAUAGGGAUCCCCAGCUUUUCUACUGGAUCCUACUUCCAAUUACUGCUGUGAUGAUUCUAACUGGUGUUUUACGAUACUAUGCCACCGUCCUUAUGCAAACGCCUCCCAAGAAGCUCGACCAAAAAGCCAUGAGAGAGCAACGGUCUCUGCUACAUGGUGUCGCCGUGCGUAGUAAUUUCCACGUAUUAUCUGCACCAUCUUUCCGCGCGAGGAGAGACUAUCUCACCAAUGCCUACGAAUCUGGUGCUUUCCUGAAAGAUCCCGAGCGCCGCGGCCAGCCUCCCCCGAACCCGAUGACCGACCCUGGUGCUAUGGACGGCAUGAUGGGUAUGAUGAAGAAUAACAUGGCCAUGAUGAUUCCGAACACCCUUAUUAUGAGCUGGAUCAAUGCCUUCUUCAGUGGAUUUGUUAUCAUCAAGCUACCUUUCCCUCUUACUAUCAAGUUCAAGAGUAUGUUACAGGCUGGCGUCGCAACCAAGGAAAUGGAUCCCAGAUGGAUGUCAAGCAUCAGUUGGUACUUCUUGUGCUACUUUGGUCUGCAAUUUGUGUUCAACUUCUUGCUCGGAAAUGAGAACGCUGCCAACCAGAUGGCCCAACAGAUGUCAGGAAUGGGGCCACAAAACGGCCAAAUGUUCGGGCCUGGUGUUGAUCCUGAUAAACAGUUCAAGACGGAGGCUGAAAACCUUGCGGUGGUUGAGCAUUACUCGGUCUUGGACGGAGUAGAAGAUCGAUUACUCGAGGGUAUCAAGUCUAAAUAA